This is a messenger RNA of Mandrillus leucophaeus (drill), 1203 nucleotides long. It is a transcript of the gene TSEN34, whose product is annotated as TSEN34 tRNA splicing endonuclease subunit. Gene Ontology annotation, molecular function: tRNA-intron lyase activity; nucleic acid binding. Bases 81 to 899 code for a protein of 272 amino acids. NCBI's taxonomy places the organism in Eukaryota, Metazoa, Chordata, Mammalia, Primates, Cercopithecidae. Gene Ontology annotation, cellular component: tRNA-intron endonuclease complex. The transcript is spliced from 5 exons. The record is from RefSeq and is a predicted model, not a curated record. Gene Ontology annotation, biological process: tRNA-type intron splice site recognition and cleavage; tRNA splicing, via endonucleolytic cleavage and ligation.
GUCGGCAAGAGCGGGUGGAGGAAGGAGCGCGUGGCGCGGUGCGUAGUGGGUGGCUCCGCCUCGACUGCGAGUUAGUGUUUAUGAGGAGGAUGCUAGUGGUGGAGGUGGCGAACGGUCGCUCCCUGGUGUGGGGAGCCGAGGCGGUGCAGGCCCUCCGGGAGCGCCUGGGUGUGGGGGGCCGCACGGUUCCAGCGACGUGUGCUUCUCAGGCCCUGACAGCCUUCAAGCGCCAGCAAGAGGAGAGCUUCCAGGAGCAGAGCGCCUUGGCAGCUGAGGCCCGGGAGACCCGUCGUCAGGAGCUCCUGGAGAAGAUUACGGAGGGCCAGGCUGCCAAGAAGCAGAAACUAGAACAGGCUUCAGGGGCCAGCUCGAGCCAUGAGGCCGGCUGGAGCCAGGCUGCCAAAGAGAACGAGACCAGUGAUGGCCAGGCUUCGGGAGAGCAGGAGGAAGCCGGUCCCUCCUCUUCCCAAGCAGAGCCCUCAAAUGGGGUAGCCCCCUUGCCCAGAUCUGCUCUCCUUGUCCAGCUGGCCACUGCCAGGCCUCGACCUGUCAAGGCCAGGCCCCUGGACUGGCGUGUCCAGUCUAAAGACUGGCCCCACGCCGGCCGCCCUGCCCAUGAGCUGCGCUACAGCAUUUACAGAGACCUGUGGGAGAGAGGCUUCUUCCUCAGUGCGGCUGGCAAGUUCGGAGGUGACUUCCUGGUCUAUCCUGGUGACCCCCUCCGCUUCCAUGCCCACUACAUCGCUCAGUGCUGGGCCCCGGAGGACCCCAUCCCACUCCAGGACCUGGUUGCUGCUGGGCGCCUUGGAACCAGCGUCAGAAAGACCCUGCUCCUCUGUUCUCCGCAGCCUGAUGGUAAGGUGGUCUACACCUCCCUGCAAUGGGCCAGCCUGCAGUGAACUCCAAGACCUAGGGGGACAUGGCUGUGUCUGCAGCAAGAGCCUUUCUAGAUGUUCCCCAGCUCUUCUCUGGGAGUCUAGAACAUCCUCCUACCUUUCUCUGCGGUUAGUUUUUGAUUCCAGGUUUUCAAACACUACAUCCUUUUUAUGUUCUUCCUUGUUUGAAAGCACUUAUUGGCUGUGUUUUUGUAGUUACCUGUUUUCACACUGUGAGCUUCCUGAGAAUGGGGCCUGGGUCUGAUUCAUCUGUUUUCUACAGGGUUUAAGUCUCAGGAGAUCUCAAUAAACUUGUUAUAUAAAUGUU